Messenger RNA from Exophiala viscosa, 1840 nucleotides. RefSeq lists its product as uncharacterized. Gene Ontology annotation, molecular function: sequence-specific DNA binding; zinc ion binding. The transcript has 4 exons. The record is from RefSeq and is a predicted model, not a curated record. NCBI's taxonomy places the organism in Eukaryota, Fungi, Ascomycota, Eurotiomycetes, Chaetothyriales, Herpotrichiellaceae. Gene Ontology annotation, biological process: regulation of DNA-templated transcription. The coding region runs from base 309 to 1751 and encodes 480 amino acids.
CGCCGCAUUCUCUCUCACCACUCUCAUACGAUUACCAGUGACUUCAGAUCAGUCGCUCAUCGAACACACGCAAACAAUCCUCAUCCGCUUCGAAGACUCUGCUGGAAGUGCUCAUUGGUGCGACGGUUCCGUUGUCGGAAGGUUGCGUUACGUGGUGACGGAAGAUCCUUGAAUCCUCUCGGCAACAUACAUACAUACGACCACAAGGAAAUUACGCCAUUUGAGCCGUUCACAUGGUCUUUGAAUUCUCUCUUGGGACGUAAAUAUCCAACAACGUCGAGGGGCAAAAGACAUUCCUAACCGCCGAGAUGGCGACUAUGGACAUGGGUCCCAGACAAAGGGACACAUUACCUCCCAUCAGCCAUCUCGACUUGGAGGCUAUCAACAAUGACAAGAAUGGUCAUUCUCGCUUUUCCAUAAUGAAUGGCCUAAGUAUAUCGACCGCAUCCAUAACCAGUCCAACGGCCACAAUGUAUUCUGGACCACCUCAACCCUUUUCGUACGCACCAUCUACGGGAGGAUCAGCGUCUGGUCUAUCUGGCUAUAUCUCUCCUCCAGAAUCCACAACUAGACGAUCGACGCGGGAUGAGAAGGAAUCUCCUGGCUUGCGCAAGUCUCUACCAUCCAUCCACGAAGCUCUGGGGGACAGAUCAAUGUCUCUGUCCGGGUCUCUGUCCGCCGGCUCGCAACAACAACAGCAACCUCUUUCAACUCCAUCGACUGCCGUUGGCCAAACCUUUCCGGACGGUCCCAGAGGUCCCGCCAACCCAUUCUCCCAGUCUCAGGCUCCGCCACCAGCUCUGCGGGAUGUAUUCGGGACGACUCAAAAGCCCAUUCCUGCGCCCUUGGAGAAGCCCCCUAUACCGAACACAGACCCUCGUCAACCGGUGUCCCAACAUUUUGGCUAUCCUGGAUCCCCUCGUGCUCAUCCUCCGCCUGCCUUCCGUUCGACAUCUCUCACGAACACCUCAUUCGCGAAUCAUAACGAGCACGCCCCCGCAACCUCGCCUCAGGCAUAUGAGCCGGCGAAGCAAGCAUACCCUUUCCCACACACAAACAAGCCAGCGUCCUUGAAUAUCCCUCCACCUCAUGAGCCAGUGCAGUUCGGCGCGGAGGGCAAAAACGACCUGCAACGAUCUGCUUACCCGAGAGCCGAAGAGGCUCAAUUCAGCGAGUUCAGUGAGACUGUCAAGAGACACCUUGAUGUGUUUGACGCCGAACUCGGCUUCAAUGAGAUUAAUGAGGCAUCUGCUCGGACUUUAGACUUUGCCAGAACUUGGGCUCAACGAUUUCAUCAUGGCAGUCGCUCAGGCUAUUUUCACGAGGCGCUCCCGAGCCUAAACGAGAUGGAUGACGUCCUCCGUCAUUCACAUCGUAUCUUCGAAAACUUGUCGCAUCUGCGAGAAUUAGUCAUUGCCCAACAGACCGCCUUGUCCGAACGUCGUGCUCGUCAAGCGGAAGAAUACCAUGGUCUGCCUGAUGGGUAUAGAAACCCCGCGCUGGGUGAUCGAGGCGAGAGGGACGCCAAAAAACAACGCCGCGGUCAAAAGGCUGCACCUCCGGGCCGAUGCCAUAGUUGCAACCGUGCUGAAACACCAGAAUGGCGAAGAGGACCCGAUGGCGCGCGCACCCUGUGCAACGCAUGUGGGCUACAUUACGCCAAGUUGACACGAAAAAUGGGAGUUAACAAGGCAGCGGCUUUGACUGGGUCGAACCUUCGGCCUAAGCACCUUGACGCCACACGACCUUAGGCUCGUCGACCCAAUUGAGAGAUCGACGAACAUGACGAAUUCACUUGUUGGUACAUACUCCAUCUCUUUUAGGAGAUGACGAUUACGAU